CCACGGAUCAUAAUUAUUGAUGCGUUUAAACGAUGGAUUCUUUUUCUGGGUUUUGAUGGAUUUACUCUAUUUUCUUUUUUAAUCUUGGCUUCUCUUGAUUUAUUUUUAGUAACAUCAAUACUACUUUCAUUUUCUUUCGUUUUCUAGUUUCUUACGGGCUAUAAAGCCGAAACCCAUGUUCCCUUUUACUAGCAUGUGCUUGAUAAUCCUUCUGUGGACUUGUCCUUAAACUUUCGGGUACUUUUUGUAAUAUCGUACAUGGGUUCACUUUUUGAUAUAUUUUUGUCCUAAUUCACUUUUUGGUUGGUGAGAAAACAGGAAGGAAAAGGAAAAGAAAACGACUUUUCUACUGUUUUAUUGGUGUUAGAGAAAUUUUAUAUAAGUCAACCGAGUGAAACCGCUGUCUUGAGAUCCUCGUUCUGGUUUUCUGUAUCCUCGAACGAUCAAUAAUUUUAGAUUCACGACUUUUCCUGUAUUUUUUUCGCAACCUGGCAGAAUAUUCGAGUAGGCUAUGGUCAACCUCGUAGAUCGUUGUUAAUUUCUGUACAAUUCAAUAGUAUCGGUGUUUUAUAUGCAAGAGCUCGUACUCCAUCAACUUUUUUUUGACUGAAUUCUGCAUAUUUUUCAUUGCAAAAUGUUUGGUUUAAAGAAAUCUCCCAUGAAGAUUGCUAAACAUAACUCAGUUGAUCCUGGAAAUUCUAUUCCCUCUAGCUUGAACCCUUUUGACCAUGAUGAUGAGUUGGAUAAUAAGCGAAAACACAAUUCCUCGAGGACUUCUUCUGAGCAUGCCCUAGUUACACCAAACUUUGGAGCCAACCCUUUUGAUGAUAAAGAGCAGAAAACAGCCUCCUCUUGUUCAUCUUCGUAUGCACUUACUUCAGCAGGGAGAAACAGGUACAACAAUGCUUUCCACGACUCUGGUGGUUUGGAGAACCAAUCUGUGCAAGAGCUGGAGAACUAUGCCGUGUACAAGGCUGAGGAGACUACGACAGCAGUCAAAGGUUGCGUGAAGAUAGCAGAGGACAUAAGAGACAAUGCUACCAAAACUUUGGUCACCCUGCACCAGCAGGGUGAGCAACUCACCCGGACCCACAUGGGUGCUGCUAACAUUGAUCACGAUCUUAGUCGGGGUGAGAAGCUUCUUGGAAGUCUCGGAGGCAUGUUCUCUAGGACUUGGAAGCCAAAGAAGACACGCCCAAUAAGUGGCCCUGUUAUCAUAGGAAAUGAUUCAUCCCGGAGUCACCUCAACCACUUGGAGCAGAAGGAAAGGUUAGGAUUGAAUACAGCCAAGGGAUCGUCAAACACACUAAACCCAUCUGCUGAACCCAUAAAUGCACUUCAGAAAGUUGAGCAGGUGGAAAAGGCAAAGCAAGAUGAUGCGCUGUCUGAUCUAAGUAAUCUAUUGGGAAAGCUGAAGGAAAUGGCUAUUGACAUGGGCUCGGAAAUUGAGAGUCAGAACAAGGCUUUGGAUCAUUUCUAUGAUGAUGUUGAUGUGAUAGGCACACGUGUAAAAGAUGCUAGUCGACGUGCUCGUCAUUUACUUGGAAAGUAGGGUGCGGAUUUGCACUGCUAAUGCCUUCUGCACUGCCCUGCUAAAUACUUGUGACCCCUUCCUAAACCCAAAUUCUCUAAUUGUUUCUCUUAAAGCGCCCGUGGAAAAUGGAUUAGAACCCCCGUUGGUGCAUAUAGUGUCAUGUUGUUAUACGCACGAUUGAGAGUGGCAAUAAUGAUGUAAAAGCCAUCCCGAAAGAAAUCUCAAUUUCUUAUGGUCAGAAUUGGAAACUUCACAAACUUGCGUAUACGUUUUAUUUUUAUUCGGAUUUGAUGGAAACUGAGGAAAACUCAUUUGAUUUUCUUGGAAAAUGUAUGGUCAGUAAAUAAGAUUGGCUUUUCCGGAUGAGAAAUGUUACUCAUCAUUCCACACCA
Carya illinoinensis is the source of this 1926-nucleotide messenger RNA. RefSeq names its product SNAP25 homologous protein SNAP33-like. Gene Ontology annotation, cellular component: plasma membrane; SNARE complex. The coding region runs from base 635 to 1552 and encodes 305 amino acids. The transcript has 7 exons. Gene Ontology annotation, molecular function: SNAP receptor activity. Lineage: Eukaryota; Viridiplantae; Streptophyta; Magnoliopsida; Fagales; Juglandaceae. The record is from RefSeq and is a predicted model, not a curated record.